AAAAUUUUGGGGAAUACUGGACGCCAUGUUGUGGAAACUAGCAGACAAUGUCAAGUACGAAGAAGACUGCGAGGACCGGCAUGAUGGAAGCAGCAAUGGGAAUCCCAGAUUGCCCCACCUCUCUGCUGUCAGCCAGCAUCUCUACAGCCCAGCUCCCCCUCUUUCCCACUCGGGGACCUCUGAUUUCCAGCCACCUUAUUUCCCUCCCCCCUAUCAGCCUUUGCCUUACUCCCAGUCCAGUGAUCCUUACUCACACCUUGGGGAUCCUUUUUCCAUCAACGCACUUCACCAGCCACCACCACCACCUCCCAGCCAGCAGCAAACCAGCUGGCCCAACCGUCAGACCAACCAAGAUCCUUCUGGUUUAUCCCAUCAUGCCCGAUCGGGCUUGGUGCCUCAUCUCCCAGCUCUGGAAAGUGGCUCUGUUGGGGUACGAAGGGACACCUACAGGCGAUCUGAGCUGCUCCUGCCCCAUGGCCAUGGGCUCGAUGCUUCCAGCCUAGCAGAAAACCUAGGACUGCAUGACAUGACCCACCAGAUGGAAGAGGUGCAGAAUGUGGAAGAUCAGCACUUAUUAAUGCAUGACCAGACAGUCAUUAGAAAAGGUCCCAUUUCACUAACGAAAAACAAUGCAUUAGGUCUUCCUUGCCAGAAAGAUGGACUUCUGGGAGUAGUGAUCAACCCCAAUGAAGUGUUCUGCUCCGUUCCUGGGCGGCUUUCUCUCCUCAGUUCGACAUCAAAAUACAAAGUGACAGUUGCAGAGGUUCAGCGAAGACUGUCUCCUCCCGAAUGUCUCAAUGCAUCUCUGCUGGGAGGGGUCCUCAGAAGAGCCAAAUCUAAAAACGGGGGCCGCUCACUAAGGGAGAAGCUGGACAAAAUUGGCUUGAACCUUCCUGCGGGCAGAAGGAAAGCUGCAAAUGUGACAUUACUUACGUCAUUGGUGGAAGGUGAAGCUGUACAUCUUGCCCGGGAUUUUGGCUAUGUGUGUGAAACCGAAUUCCCUUCUAAAGCUGUGGCUGAAUAUUUAACUCGGCCUCAUCUGGGCCGGAAUGAGAUGGCCAGCAGGAAGAACAUGCUCCUUGCCGCAAAACAGAUCUGUAAAGAAUUCACAGAGCUCCUCACUCAGGAUCGAACCCCUCUUGGUAACGCGAGGCCAAGCCCUAUCUUAGACCCUGGCAUCCAGGGAUGUUUGACUCACUUCAGCCUGAUCACACAUGGAUUUGGGAGCGCUGCAAUCUGUGCUGCGAUGACAUCUGUGCAGAACUACCUGAAUGAGGCGCUCAAACUAGCAGACAAAUCAUAUAUGAAUGCAGGAGAUCAAAGCCCCCAAGAUGCCAAUAAAAACCUUGAGAAGAUGGACAAGCACCGGAAGUGAGCAUGAAAGGAUGACAGAGACACACACAGAGAAGACCGACUUAAAAACUGUUACUGCACACAGACUUAAGAUCUUCUUGCCUAGAGGGCAUGUAGAUAUCUAUUAGAACUUGCUUUGGGGCAUCUUUUUUUAAAUUUUCAACCACAUCCUUUUCUGGAGACACGUGUGUCUCUUUCUCUUCUUUAAAGCUGCUGUUAUCCAUUCAUUUGGGACCAGGUACCCGAAGGUAAACAUGGAUAUAUCCUUUUAAUUUUUUUAAAAAAAUUUAAAUUGUAAAAGGUGGUGCUAUCUCUUUUUCCUUGUAUGGAAAUUUGUUACAUGGUAUAUCUGGACACUUUCAGGCAAUGUUUUUCCUCCAAUACACUUUGCGCAGUGGAAUCUCAGUGAAAUUCAGCAAUAAACCAGUUUUAGCAGGAUGUGAAUAAAUGUACUGAAGUCACAUGCUCACAUGCUCUCCCUCCAUGAGAAAGAGAAGUGAACACAUCUACUUUCUGUUCAAGGUUUAUUGUUGCAUCUGAAAAUUGCAAGCUGUGGUUUACGGAAAUAUCAUAAGCUGUAAUUUGAUUCUCAUUGUUUUGAUUAGCCAAGGUUUUUUUUAAACCUCCUCAGAUGCAUCAGUAAGCCAUAAUUAAACAAGAAGCAGAUGUUUCAGUAUUCAUUGCCACUGCCAAAGGACCAGAUUUGUAGGUGUGUGAGAGAUGCAGAACGGAGAAGAAAGUGCAUUGGCUAGAGCAAGUUCAUUUAACAUUACGGCUAAGCAUUGUAAAUCAGGCUGCUAGGAGAGUUCAUGCCCACAGCUUGUGGAACAGGCUCGCUGUGAUUGUGUAGGAGUUUGCAAGUGAAGCUUUGGCAAACUAAUGAAUUUCAGAGGGAUAAUUAAAAAGUUCCAAUGUGCUGUGUGAUUCAGGCAAGGGCCUGAUCAUAUUCUAAGCACAGUGGCCUCCAUGGAUGCUCAGGCAUUCACGACAUCGCUAGAUGGUGCAUGAGGAACCCUCCACCCCACCCAAAAAAGGAGAAAUCUCACCCAGUCACCAAAUCACAUGGAUUUCAGUGGCCUCAAUUGCUGAAAUCUCAUGACAUUAAUCUUGCGGCAUCUUAGCCUUGUAUUGUGUUGUUUUGCACCUGCGUCCUGUGAUAUAUCCUGAACAAGUUACCAAUGCUUACUCAAGAUGUUUCAGUUUUAAGUGUGCAUCUACAUGGAGGUUCUACUAUUAUUUUGAUGGAAACCAGCAAGCAGAACAUAAUACAGUAUUAGCCCCUGUUUUUCUGAGUUUUUGACAAAAUACUGAGAUUUCUGAUUUAAUUUUAGAGAAGAUCCAGACAGGAAUCAAGUAAAAUAAUGUGGUAGAUAGUUCUGAACAUGUUUACCUUAAAAAGAAAAAGAAAAGUUUUGAUUUCUAGGUGUAAUUCAAGAAACGCUGCUAAAGCAUAUUUUAAUACAAUGAGGUUUAUGCAGGUCUUACACAAAUAGAGUUGCAAGACUGAAAUGUUCUGUAGCAGAUCUUUUUUAUUCAAGGAGGAGUUACUUUGAGCUAAUAUUAAAACCUUAUUUUUUCAUCCACUUCAAAAACAUCAAGAGAUACUGCAGCUUUAUGUGCAUCAUCAGGUCAUUAUUUUUAAUUAAAAAAGGAAAAAAAC
This is a messenger RNA of Python bivittatus (Burmese python), 3013 nucleotides long. RefSeq names its product transcription factor AP-2 gamma (gene TFAP2C). The record is from RefSeq and is a predicted model, not a curated record. Gene Ontology annotation, biological process: regulation of cell population proliferation; regulation of transcription by RNA polymerase II; anatomical structure development. Gene Ontology annotation, cellular component: nucleus. Lineage: Eukaryota; Metazoa; Chordata; Lepidosauria; Squamata; Pythonidae. Gene Ontology annotation, molecular function: RNA polymerase II transcription regulatory region sequence-specific DNA binding; DNA-binding transcription factor activity, RNA polymerase II-specific.